Schizosaccharomyces osmophilus is the source of this 333-nucleotide messenger RNA. RefSeq lists its product as uncharacterized. Lineage: Eukaryota; Fungi; Ascomycota; Schizosaccharomycetes; Schizosaccharomycetales; Schizosaccharomycetaceae. The record is from RefSeq and is a predicted model, not a curated record. The coding region runs from base 1 to 333 and encodes 110 amino acids. The transcript has a single exon.
AUGCAAGAUUUGAUGAGCCUAGACCAAACAAGAUAUAGCAUAUCCAGCAAAGCCUGCAUGGAAACCAAUAGCAGCAACACGACGGCCAUCAGCGUCUUAAAAGAGUCCAGCCAUAAAGAAGACCGUUGCCCGAAGAAAACGCGACGAAACUUCCUGCCAACCUUUUUGGCUUUUAUAACAACGAGCGAACUGGGAUAUCAUAUGAUUGAGAGGACUGUCGUCGUUUUCAGAAAGAACCGUAUAUACAAGCAUAACGGUGUGUAUUUUUCCAGGAUCCUUGAAUGCAUGCUGGCAGGAGUGCUUAAUGGUAACACGGAAGCCAGCAUUCGCUAA